Molecule: messenger RNA, 1217 nt
Organism: Daucus carota subsp. sativus
Lineage: Eukaryota; Viridiplantae; Streptophyta; Magnoliopsida; Apiales; Apiaceae
Product: peroxisome biogenesis protein 22
Exons: 8
Coding region: 160-963 (267 amino acids)
Biological process (GO): peroxisome organization
Source: RefSeq, a predicted model, not a curated record
UAGCAUUCUUGUAUGGAAAAUAUUUACAUAUAUAAUAUUAUCUCUGUAGCUGUAAUCAAAGAAUGGAAUAAUCUGCCGAUAUUACAAGACUUGGGAGCUUCGCGAUUUCACCGUAGCAGACCAGAGCAGGGCUAAACGACGCCGUUUUUCAGUUUGGGCAUGGCUGAUCACUCCAAAGACGAUAUCUUCCAGCUGAUCAAGAAAUUUGGGGCUUUUCUUACCCUCAAAUUCAACAAUCUCUUCCACAAUCUGGAUUCACGAUCUAUUGGGGCUAUAGCAGGAUUAGCUGUUGCAAUUCUCUUUACUUGGAGACUAUUGAGGUCGCCUAGUGAACCUCAAAGAAGGCAACCUAAACGAGAAACUACAGCACCUAGUAGUUCUGGACCUACUAACCAUUCAAAUCCAAAUCAGAUAUCUUCUGGUGUAUCUUCACAAGAUUCUGGGGCACAGAAUGUUAUUGAUGAGUUCUUUCAGCCAGUAAAGCCAACUCUUGGACAAAUAGUUAAGCAGAGAUUGAGUGAAGGGAGGAAGGUGACAUGCAGGUUGCUUGGUGUUAUACUAGAAGAAAGUACUCCGGAAGAGCUUCAGAAACAAGCAACUGUGAGGUCCUCGGUGCUGGAAGUGCUUCUUGAAAUCACAAAAUAUUGUGAUCUCUAUCUCAUGGAAAGAGUUUUAGACGAUGAGAGUGAGAAAAAGGUUCUAGCGGCUUUAGAAGAUGCUGGAAUAUUCACAUCGGGUGGCUUAAUCAAGGACAAGGUUCUUUUUUGUAGCACUGAAACUGGGAGAACAUCUUUUGUUCGGCAGCUGGAGCCAGAUUGGCACAUAGACACAAAUCCAGAAAUAAUUCAUCAGUUAUCGAGGUUUAUAAGAUAUCAACUUCAAAUUGCGUCAGUCAAACCGGAACGGUCGGCAGGGAAUAUUCUUAGCUCUCCAUCACUGGAAGAGUUCUUUGGAUGUGUUUAACUUGGAACUUAAAGUAAAACUGGAAAUAGGUUUUCAGUUAUCUUAGAUUUGUUAUUUACUGUGCAUCAACCCUUUUCUUUGGUUCGUUAUUGUUUGUUGUACUAUGCUCUCCCAGUCCUCGAGCAACCAAAACGAGAGGCCUGUCUUGUAUAUGUAGCAGACUAGUUUAAAUCACAGGACACCGCUCAUUUUGGUCUUUGUGCAAUAUACAGAUGUACCAUUUGAAUUUUCGGAAGUUUGUACAUUUGUUUUCA